Messenger RNA from Paramuricea clavata, 717 nucleotides. The record is from the annotation of a GenBank genome assembly. NCBI's taxonomy places the organism in Eukaryota, Metazoa, Cnidaria, Anthozoa, Malacalcyonacea, Plexauridae.
AUGUGUGACGAAGAAAAGGAUCAAAUGAUGACAAAGGAUGACAGUGAAUUAGGAAGUUGGAAACGUGCAGUUGUUACAUCUGACGGAGUAUGGCAUAACCGUGGAUAUUUUAGUAAAAAUGGAUCAUUCAUUAUAAAGAAUUACUUCACUGGGAGUAUUUUAUGGUAUGGGCAUAAAUGUAUGCAAGGUAAAGAUGACAUUAUAGAUGAAGAGUUAUUCGCAGGAACAUCUAAGUCAAUGAAAGGAUGUCUGGCUGAAGAGUGCUACAAGGAAGCCAAGGAUGAAGAAUGUGAUGUUGAAGUCAUUUGGCAAGAUGGUGAUUCAAGUGCAGCAUAUGCAAUUAGCAAGUGGCAUCCAAAAGGCGAAAUUUACAAGUGCGGCAGGCAUGUGGGUAGAGCUCAUUACAACAAGCGCAAAGAAGUAGCCAAGCAAAAGGAGUUUUCAGCUACCUUGAAAAAGAAAUACCAAGAUCAGUUCCCAUCAGUACUGACUGCCAAGUGUAAGCGUGAUAGACACAAAGCUGAUUGUGGAUGUCUUGGUGAUAGCUUUCUUACAAAUGCAAGAAUUAACCAUUUCUGUUGCCUCCAGCAAUGUGACAAAAGUGAAGAAUAUGCAAGGAGGAUGAUUGCCCUUGGAACAUAUCAUAGUAAAGAUGUUCAUACGUGGGGUGAUGCUGAUGGGCAAUCAUGUGGAUUUCACCCAGACGUUGUGUGCUGA